This is a messenger RNA of Pollicipes pollicipes, 1445 nucleotides long. RefSeq names its product protein eva-1 homolog C. The record is from RefSeq and is a predicted model, not a curated record. Lineage: Eukaryota; Metazoa; Arthropoda; Thecostraca; Pollicipedomorpha; Pollicipedidae. Gene Ontology annotation, molecular function: carbohydrate binding.
CUCUCUUGUCAGGAACGCUCCGCACAUUCCAAGUAGCGUCCUGCGACGGCGACGAGCUGAGGCUCGAGUGUCCGCCCGACACGACCGUCUCCAUCAACCUGGUGCAGUACGGCCGGCUGGCCUCCAAGCCCGACCUCUGCGGCCAUCCGCGAGACAUGGAGUGGGUCAACAACACCGACUGCAUGGACAGGAAUGCGCUCAAGGUGGUGAUUGCCGAGUGCGGAGGCAAGCAGAGCUGUCGUUUGCAGACGUCGCCCAAAGCGUUCGGCGUCGACCCCUGCCCGGGCAUCAGGAAGUUCGUCGAAGUGCUCUACAAGUGCCAGCCGAGCCUGUUCCGGAGUGAGGUGGUGUGCCAGGGCGAGAGGCGGAAGAUCAGCUGCGACCGGAGCAGGAUCGCCAUCUACUCGGCCAGCUUCGGCGUCACCGAGCACGGCAGCAUACAGUGCCUGCAGGCCCCGGGCGUCAAGAUCACAAACUGCCAGGCGAGCUUCACCUCGGAGAAGAUGAUCAACCAGUGCCAGGGCAGGGAGAGCUGCGAGCUGAACGCAGACCCAGCCUUCUUCAACCGACCCUGCCCGGCCGACCACAACACGUACCUCAAGGUCACCUACACCUGCGUUCCAAAGAAAAUUCUUCGAGAACAGUACGACCAAGAGGAUGAGGAGGCGCGACAGAACGCUACGGAAGUUCCUCCGGCCGACCGUCACUUACCAUCUGGGAAGGACGCACCAAGCACGCCACGCAGCGGCAAAACCGGGCGCGGCCGCGGCGCCCCCCACUACGACGGCGUGCAGGGGGACACCAGCUCCAGGCCAGCGCGGCCGGCCGCGUCGCCGCCGCCGCCGCUGCCGCCGCCGCUGGCCGAGGAAGACUGUAACGAUACAGAGCCGAUGACGGCUGGGCAACGACACGUGAUUGGGUUUAUCACCGAGUGGAUCACGGCCUACCGAUUCGUGUCAGACAACAAGGAGAAGUUCAUCCUGUACCUGACGCUGAGCGUGACUGGGGGUCUGCUGCUCUGCCUGCUGGUGGUGAUCGGCCGGCUGUACUGCCAGCGCCGGCGCGCCCGCCAGGAGGUGAAGGCGCACUACAUCGAGCCGCCGCCGCACGGCUUCACCGACGACAUCAGUGAGGUCGACGCCGACAUCGACCUGGGGCCGACCGUGCUGAGCGCCGGCAGGCUCUCGCCGCCGUACGGCGGCCAGCGCAGCUUCAACGGCAGCGCGCUGGAGGCGGCCGAGCCGGCGCGCUACGCCAGCUCGGGCCGCGGCACGCUGCGCGACCACGAGCACGACACCAACCCGCGCAGCCUGACGCGCGGGGGGCCGAAUGUGUACUACUACAGCUAGUGACAUCUGGCGCCUCCCGCACAACUGACGCUUGCGCGCGCGGCCGCUGGUGGGCGACCCGCGCCGCGCCACGGGUCCCCCAUGUCGCCGGGGCGU